GCGCUGAGAUGGAUGACGCCUUCGCGGCAAACGUGGCGCGUUUAGCCGCGCAUGGUGUGGAUGAGGUCGUGGCCCAAGCAGUUCUAAAGCGAUUCGACGGCGACGGAGAUGCUGCACUGGACUUCCUGCUGGACACAGAUGAAGGUUGGCAAUUCGCUGCCGAGACAUUGCUGCCCAAGGAAGUUGUGGAAGAGCUAGCAGCUCAGCCGAGCGAUGUACGUUCAAAGUUACAGAAGGCAUGUGCAACUGGAUUUGCUCGAGACAACUCCGCCUUGCACCUAGUC
Symbiodinium necroappetens is the source of this 284-nucleotide messenger RNA. The record is from the annotation of a GenBank genome assembly. Lineage: Eukaryota; Dinophyceae; Suessiales; Symbiodiniaceae.